AUGAUGGCGCUAGAGCAACGCAUCGCCUCGCAGCCAGACGGCAACGAGUUGUGUAUGCGGGAGCAGGAGGCGCGCCGCGCCGCCGCGCUGCGAAAGAAGGGAGAGGCUGAAUUUGAGGCGCGGUUCCUCCGAGGCCCGAUAUCUCCUACCGACAACUCAGUAGUAACAACGCCAGCUGCAGCGGAUGACGACGACGGAUGUUUCUUUCCACUGGCAGACGUCGCAUGCCUUCUGCCAAGCGAAGCAGAGGUCACAGUGCAGCUGCCAUCGCGCCCUUUCAGCCUGCGCCCCAUUGCUGACGUGAAUGCUUCUUGUACUGAUAUGGAUGAUGGUUGCGAUGGUAAUGAUGACGAUGACGGCGCUGAUGGUGGCACCAGUAUUAGUGGUUGUAAUGUUGAUGAUGGGCAUGACGAUGCAGCGUCGAGGGCGGAGAGCGAGCCUCCCACCGCCGCAUCUCUCGUGCCGCAGCCGACACCGCUGCCGCCACGCAGACUGCAGGCGGUGGAAAUAUUCUUGCCAGUCGAGGAAGCGCUGACGACGACAACAACAGUCGCGGCAGCAGUAUCAACAACACCAACUGCUACCACCACUGCCACAAACACCACAAGCGCAACUUCUUGCGGCAGUGUUGAUGCACCAGGGCUUGAGCGGCACCACGAGCAGUUUCUCCGCAAUCUUAAGGCGCUGCAGGAAAAGUUGGCGAGAGCCGCCGGCAACGCGGAUGUCAACAACACCAUAGAGAGCUCCGCGUGCCACGCCAACGUGAGCGUCAGCUCGAUGAGUUCCGGCUUCACGCCAUCGCGCCGCCCAACGGAUGAGGGGGCGCAGGAGGAGGAGGAGGAGGAGGAAGAGACAGGCACUUCGGAGGUCGACACGAGCGGCAGCAGCGGGACGACGUCACUCUCAUCGGUGUAUUCUCGCCCGUACCCCACCAUGACGGCGGAACAGCUGCGGGCUGCUCUGCUCCGGAUGAAGAUGCGCAUGCGAUCAGCCUAG
Molecule: messenger RNA, 996 nt
Organism: Trypanosoma grayi
Lineage: Eukaryota; Euglenozoa; Kinetoplastea; Trypanosomatida; Trypanosomatidae
Exons: 1
Coding region: 1-996 (331 amino acids)
Source: RefSeq, a predicted model, not a curated record